AUGGCUAAACAUGUUGCAAUUAUAGGAGUAGGGAUCUCGGGUUUAACAGCAAUAAAACAAUGUCUAGACGAUGGUUUAAUUCCAAUUUGUUUUGAACAAAAUUCUUUUACUGGCGGAAUAUGGAGAUAUGAAGAUGUUUGUGAAAAAAAUAAUGAACCUUAUUCUUCAAUUUAUAAAGGUCUUUUAACUAAUACAUCUAAAGAAAUGACGACGUUUUCUGAUUUUCCAAUUCCAACAGAUUGGCCGACUUAUAUGAAUCAUUUUCUAGUAGAAAAAUACAUCGAUAUGUACGCUGAACAUUUUAAUCUUUUACCUCACAUUAAAUUUAAUACUACCGUGUUAAAAGUAUCAAUUCUUCCUGAUAAACGAUGGAAAGUUAAAUAUAUAAUCCAAAGUGAAAAUAACGAAAAAGAAGAGAUUUUUGAUUUUGUAAUGGUUUGCUCUGGUCAUCAUCGCAAACCUAAAUGGCCCGAAUUUAAAGGAAUGAAUUUAUUUAAAGGCGAACAAUUACAUUCUUAUAAAUAUAAACGAGCUAUAGAUUUCGAAAAUAAACGCGUUUUGAUUGUUGGUUGUGGUAAUAGUGCAAUGGACAUCGCGGUUGAAUUAACACAUUCUGCAUCGCAAGUCUAUUUAAGCAUUCGUAGAGAAAAACUUCCAUGGAUAAUACCACGCUUUGUAAAUGGUAAAGCACGUGAUCAUCGUACAUCUCGUUUCUCUGCAAAAUAUAUUUCAUCUUCUGAUAGAGGAAAAGUUAUUGAAAACCAUAUUAUUAAAACUUUUCCAUUUCCCUCUCAUUUAAUACCUACUGAUCCUUUAAUUGCUACAUUUCCUACUAUAAAUUCUGAUAUUUGUCAGUGUCUCGCAGCUGGCACAGUUAUUGUAAAACCAAACAUUAAAGAACUUAAAUCUGAAAAUAAUCAAAUUGAAUUUGUUGAUGGAACUAUUUUAGAAAAUAUCGAUGUAAUUAUUUAUUCUACUGGUUUUUAUAUUGAUUAUCCAUUUUUAGAAAAACAUAUUUAUACUGGUG
Dentiscutata erythropus is the source of this 1027-nucleotide messenger RNA. The record is from the annotation of a GenBank genome assembly. NCBI's taxonomy places the organism in Eukaryota, Fungi, Glomeromycota, Glomeromycetes, Diversisporales, Gigasporaceae.